AUGGGUAAUUUCUUUAGCUCGAUGUUCGACCGUCUGUGGGGCGUCAAUAAAGAGCUGCGUAUCCUGAUUCUGGGGCUAGACGGUGCGGGCAAAACCACAAUCCUUUAUCGGCUGCAGAUCGGUGAAGUGGUCACCACGAAACCCACCAUCGGCUUCAACGUCGAAACUCUCGUAUACAAAAACCUCAAACUGAACGUUUGGGAUCUGGGUGGCCAGACCAGUAUCAGGCCCUACUGGCGCUGCUACUACUCCAACACGGCAGCCGUCAUUUUCGUGGUCGACUCCACAGACAAGGACCGUAUGGCCACCGCGUCCAAAGAGCUGCAUAUGAUGCUACAAGAGGAAGAGCUGCAGGACGCUGCACUGCUCGUGUUCGCCAACAAACAGGACCAGCCCGGUGCGCUCGGUGCGUCCGAGGUUUCCAAACAGCUCAGUCUCGUCGAACUCAAGGACCGCAGUUGGAGCAUAGUCGCUUCCAGUGCCAUCAAAGGCGAGGGUGUCUCAGAGGGUCUCGACUGGCUCAUCGACGUGGUCCGCGAGGAACAAUUGUAG
Molecule: messenger RNA, 552 nt
Organism: Lachancea meyersii CBS 8951
Lineage: Eukaryota; Fungi; Ascomycota; Saccharomycetes; Saccharomycetales; Saccharomycetaceae
Source: the annotation of a GenBank genome assembly